CUGAUAAACCUGGAUGGACCAACAAAACCUAACAGUGCUAAAAGAAUUCAUUCUAAUGGGAAUCACAGACCACCCUGAGCUGCAGGCCACCUUCUUUGGGGUGUUCCUCAUCAUCUAUGCAGUCUCCGUGGUGGGCAACAUGGGCAUGAUCAUCCUCACCAAGAUGGACUCCAGGCUUCAGACACCCAUGUACUUCUUUCUCAGACACCUGGCUUUCACUGAUCUUGGUUAUUCAACAGCUGUGGGACCCAAAAUGUUGGCAAACAUUGUAACUAAACAAAAGACUAUUCCCUACAAUUGGUGUGCAGCCCAGCUAGCGUUCUUCAUCUUGUUCAUCAUUAGUGAACUUUUCAUUCUCUCCGCGAUGGCCUAUGACCGCUAUGUAGCCAUCUGUAACCCCCUACUCUACACAGUCAUCAUGUCACCAAGGGUAUGCUGGACACUGGUAGCAGUCCCCUACCUCUACAGUGCUUUUCUCUCUCUGAUAAUCACCAUAAAGAUUUUUAUUUCAUCUUUCUGUGGCCAUAAUAUCAUUAAUCAUUUCUACUGUGACAAUCUUCCCUUGUUGACACUGAUAUGCUCAAGCACACGUGAAAUUGAGUUAAUAAUACUGAUCUUUUCAGUGUUUAAUUUGGUUUCAUCUCUUCUGGUAGUCCUUGUGUCCUACAUACUGAUCCUCCUGGCCAUCCUCAAGAUGCACUCUGCAGAGGGCAGGCACAAGGCCUUCUCCACCUGUGGAUCUCACCUGACAGUGGUGGUUGUAUUCUAUGCAACUCUGUCCUUCAUGUAUAUGCAGCCCAAGUCCAGUCAUUCCUUUGACAGUGAUAAAAUGGCCUCUGUGUUUUACACUUUGAUCAUACCCAUGCUGAACCCCUUGAUCUACAGCUUGAGAAACAAAGAAGUGAAAGGUGCCCUGCAUAGAAUAUGGAAAAUCCUGAGCAAACACCCCAGGUAA
Eptesicus fuscus (big brown bat) is the source of this 955-nucleotide messenger RNA. RefSeq names its product olfactory receptor 8K3-like. Lineage: Eukaryota; Metazoa; Chordata; Mammalia; Chiroptera; Vespertilionidae. Gene Ontology annotation, biological process: G protein-coupled receptor signaling pathway; sensory perception of smell. The record is from RefSeq and is a predicted model, not a curated record. Gene Ontology annotation, molecular function: G protein-coupled receptor activity; olfactory receptor activity; odorant binding. The transcript has a single exon. The coding region runs from base 14 to 955 and encodes 313 amino acids. Gene Ontology annotation, cellular component: membrane.